UGUAUACAAAUACACUACAGCACUUCAGGUCAAGUACAAAUGUUGUGCGUGUAGUUCUCUCUGUACAUUUUCUGUUUUAAUUUUGAAGUGGUCUCACUGUUAAGGAAAGUGAGAAUUUUGUAACCAUAUUGCCCACAUAUCAAUGUCAAUGAAAAUGUUUUCAAACUUUUUUCAAACCAAAUAAAAAUAAUCUUAUUACAAUGGCAGAGUUUUUAAGUCCACACAUGAGUUUGUGGGACAUGACUAAAUCAGUUUGCACGGUUACAUAUGGUCGAGGGUUUAUCACUUAUUAUGUAAAGAUACAAGACAAGUCCCACAAACUUGGACAUCACUCAAAACUCACAACUCACAACACACACACACAUACACAGCUCUUCAAAGUGAUUUCUGAGUCUAAAACACUUUCAUGUUUCAUCUCUGCUUUGCCCUGCAGGGAUGACUUUGAUAUGUGCUUUUAUGGGAUCAGCUGGAAUAGGAUUUUACACGGUUAUUAUGCCAGAGGUCCUCCCAUGUUUCUGAUCCGCUCUCUGGUCCUCUUCUUCUGCAUAAUCCCCACAUGAUCUACUCAGUCUUCAUUUUCUUACUAGUGGGAAGCCAACGGAACAUGGGGAAUGAUGUCUUCCAUCAGCCAGAUCGCUAGCAAAUCUGAUCAGAUUUGUGCACUUCAUUUAUCCUGCUCUACUGAAUAAGUGACCAAGCGGAAAAUUGUGUGUGAUGGACCAGUGCACUGUAAAACGGGGUACCUGUCUCGUUUUAACUGAAUGGAGGGGACUGCCAUGAUGAACAGGUAUAAAAUCGUGUUGAUUGGCCCACAGUCUUGUGACCAUGUCCAGUGGCGGCUGACUGAUACUGACCCGGUGUAUGUUGAUCAGGCCAAGGGUCUGGUCUGCCUCCGUCUCGUGUGAUUGGACACUGGAUGGAAUUAACGUGAAUGGAACAUAAAGAGCAGGACCUUAACCUGCCAGAGGGAGACGAGACACGGUGGCCGAAUGGAUUGAAGAGAAAAAGAAGGAACAGUCAAUGCUCUGUGAAGAGCCCGUCUGUGAAGAACAUCUCCGUUCCAGGGUAUGUUCCCAGCUAUCUGGACAAGGAUGAGCCAUGUGUGGUGUGUGGGGACAAAGCCACCGGCUACCAUUACCGAUGCAUCACAUGUGAGGGCUGCAAGGGUUUCUUCAGGAGAACUAUACAGAAAAAUCUUCACCCAUCGUAUUCCUGCAAGUAUGAUGGCUGCUGCAUCAUUGACAAAAUCACCCGUAACCAGUGCCAGCUGUGUCGCUUUAAGAAAUGCAUCUCUGUGGGCAUGGCCAUGGACUUGGUACUGGAUGAUUCGAAACGCGUGGCCAAGAGGCGUCUGAUUGAGGAGAACCGGGAGCGGAGGAAGAAAGAGGAGAUCGUGAAGACUCUGCACGAUCGACCUGAGCCUACGGUCUCCGAGUGGGAACUGAUCCGCAUGGUGACGGAGGCUCAUCGCCACACCAAUGCCCAGGGCCCGCACUGGAAACAAAAACGCAAGUUUCUGCCUGAAGACAUUGGACAGUCUCCAGCCCCCACAUUAGAAAACGACAAAGUUGACCUGGAGGCCUUUAGUGAGUUUACCAAGAUCAUCACCCCUGCUAUCACGAGAGUUGUGGACUUUGCCAAAAAACUGCCCAUGUUCUCUGAGCUGCCUUGUGAAGACCAGAUCAUCCUGCUGAAAGGCUGCUGUAUGGAGAUCAUGUCGCUGCGCGCCGCCGUGCGUUAUGACCCCGAGAGCGAGACCCUAACCCUGAGUGGAGAGAUGGCGGUCAGUCGAGAGCAGCUGAAGAAUGGGGGGUUAGGUGUGGUGUCUGACGCCAUCUUUGAUUUGGGCAAGAGCCUCUCGCAGUUCAACCUAGACGACUCUGAGGUGGCGCUGCUGCAGGCUGUAUUGCUCAUGAGCUCAGAUCGUUCAGGUCUGACAUGUGUGGAGAAGAUCGAGAAUUGCCAGGAGAAGUACCUGUUGGCGUUUGAGCACUACAUCAACUAUCGCAAGCACAACAUCUCACACUUCUGGCCCAAGCUGCUGAUGAAAGUCACAAACCUGCGGAUGAUCGGAGCAUGUCACGCCAGUCGCUUCCUGCACAUGAAGGUGGAAUGUCCCACGGAACUAUUCCCCCCACUCUUCCUGGAGGUCUUCGAAGAUCAGGAGGUGUGAUCAAGAGCCACAUGGGGUGGGGGGUGUGCAACGGGGCAAACCAUGAAUGGUGAAUUUGUUUGUGUAAAGCAUAACAGAAGCACUUCUUUUUCCACAUAUGCCGAUUUGGGACAUGUUUUUUUUUUAUGUGCACCUUUUGCUUUGUCCUGGACACUUCUUUGACCCCUCAAGAUUCCUCUCGCUGUCAAAAAAAAGCUAGCAUGCAUCAACCUACCUCUCAUACCAACAUACCUCCCAACUUCUGAAGGAGUUUAUUUUAAAAGCGUGACAAAGCUAUUUCAGAACCUGUUUCAGAAACGCUUCAGUCGCUUUUUCCAAGCCAUCAGAACAUCCUGAUUGGGAACAGCUUUCAUCUAAAACUAAUGCUCAAACCACAAUAGUAUUUUGGCAUUCACGUUUCUCUUUGGAGCUUCGAAAUAUCUCCUUUGUAAACAACUACCUGUGUGCUCACAUACAUUCUGUACAUACAUUAAUAUGUUGUGUGAACUUGUCUGGGUUUGAACCGUCUCAUACCUCAUAAACACCAGCAUACAGACAUACAUGUAGCAGCAUACAGACAUACAUGCAGCAACAUGUACAUAUGUGAACCUGGACAACAAAAUGGGUCUUAUGGGUACAUUUUUCGAAAUUGAGAUUUUUACAUCACCUGAAAGCUGAAUAAUUAAGCUUUCUGAUGUACAGGUUGUUAGGAUAGGACAAUAUCUGCUAGAGAUACAACUGUUUAAACUGAGGGUGCAAAAACAACUUAUUGGGAAAGUUGCCUUUAAGGUUAUAAAUCAGAGGUCCUGUAGCAGGACAUCCACUCAGAAAAAAAGUUUGUAUAUAUUUAGGGUAUUUACAAAAUGAUUUCAUGGAAAAUGAUCUUUACUUAAUAUCCUAAUGAUUUUUGGCAUAAAGGGAAAUUCAAUAAUUUUGACCCAUUCAAUGCAUUUUUGGCUUUUACUAAAAAGGUUCCUGUUCUACUUAAGACUGGUUUUGUGAUCCAGGGUCACAUAUAUACAUGCUUGUGAAUCUACCCGCACCAACACGUCUUUCAUCUUACAAUGCUGUGUAUACAGUUCUCUCAUACUUGAUACAAAACCAGUGUACUUGGAUUGCAUUUGUUACUUGUGACCUCAUCUUCUAUAGUCUGUUCUAUAGUCGACAGAGGUGUUUUUUCCUGAUGACAAUGAAAGCGGAAGGGUUCAUAAUCACAUUCACUUUUCACUUUAAGCGUUGGAGGAAUGUAUUAGUGUAGCACUGGGUACAAUGAGGCUAACACACAAAAAUAUAAAUAAUUACUUAAGUAAAUAAUGUGCCGAUUCAGUCAUCUUUGCCGUUUUUAACCUAUCAAGUAUUUUAGUAUAACGGUCGGGUAUGACAUGCUGCAGUUUGAAACUUUUUUGGUUAAUAAUAAACAACAAAAGUUAUUGAGCAAGUACUUAAAAACAUACUUUAUUUAUAGUAGGUGAGUUCUGCAUCUUUUAGCCUUGCUGUACCCUCCAUCUUCACUGUUUUUAAAAGUGUAGAGCCUAUAGUUUGGAUGAAUCUGAAAUGAAUCCCACAUACCUCUCCAUGACUGUAAACAGACUCUACCUCACCCCUCACAUGACACUCACAUGACAUACACAUUUCUGCUUAAAUGUACAUUUACACUACAAUGACACGCGUGUACAGUAUGCCCAGCUCGCCACCUGUCUUUACUUCUCUUUCACUUUAUGAUGUCGGACCAAGUGUCAGUCUUGCUCCCUGGUUUUUGAGGACAAUGAAAUUUUGCUUUGAGGAAGCUCUGGAACCACAUUUCUACAGUCCCCUUGCCUCCGAAUCUGAUCUAUUAACUUCCACCUGUCAAUCCACCUCCCUCCUUCGAGACUCAAAGCCAUACAUGAAAAACUUGACACAAACUCCUGCCCAGCAGAGUACACAGCUGGACCUCAAAGCACCUGCUCAGCUUCUCUGGUUCAAAUGCAUAGCAGCCUUUUUGACCGAUACUGUGUCAGUCUGAUUAUAAAACAACCAGGAUUAUGACUCCAUGUGACGUGGCUUCUACUAAAUCUGCUGAGAGUGACACAAAGCGGCACGAGGACAAACUCACUGUGACUAGCCAAUCAGGCUUGAAGCUCCCAUGAGACCCCAAGCCCCACACCUGACUCAGGCACAAUCCAAUCCACCAGCACUGCCCACAGUCUCUACUGCACCAGCAAGGGUCAAUCGACCUGCCCACAGAUCCUGUUAUUAUAACAGGAAAUCAGGAAGCCAUCUUUUCUGGAUUUAUAAGCUUGAUUUACAGCACUUAAAUUAGAAAAGGAUUCGCUCCUUCACAUUUAGAAAAAUCAAUGUUGAUUGGGACUUUGACUCUUAAAGGGGUCAUAUCAAUACAUAUGUACUUCUAAAAAUGAAUUUAAUUUCAAUAAAUGCUUAUUGAAAUUUAGCUGCAAACAGCAAAAAAAAGGCAUGAUAUGAUCCUUUUAACGGAUGUAAAAAUGUUGUCUAUUAAAAAGCCCUCUGAAAUGCUUACAGGGGGCAAUAAACUCUAGCUGCCUCUGGAUUCAAUAAAUCCCUUGUCCCCGAUCUGGGAUAUAUAGCGUUAAAUCAUAUCUGAGGUCCAAAAUUUGUGUUAAUGUGUGAGAAAGAACCGCCAUUCCAUUAUUAAAGCUAUCCUGUCCUAUCUUCUGAUAUGGAAAGUAGAAAAUAAAAGGACGCCACAUUUUCUAUGCGAGAAACAUUGCUUAUUGGGGACUUCUGGCUGUCAUGCAUCACUCUACCUGAUUUUGCCAAGAAGUUGAUGUCCUCGGGACAACAUAUUUUGUUGACCAAAGGACAACAUUUUUAUAAAUAAACCUCAACCAAACCCUAACCAUAAUUUAUCCCUAAAAUUAGAGGGAAAUGAUAAGUGAAAAACAAUGGUGUACAAACACCUAAUCCUGGUUGCAAGAUUAAAUUUAAAAUAAACUGCAAAUUUAUUUCUGAAAUCUGAUUGGUUGAUUUAAAUGUUCCAGGUUCAACAUGAUGUGGUUCUAAGGAUAUCAACCACUUGGCAAAAACAGGAGAGCCGUCAUGGCAUCAUGCAGUUUUUUUUUAAUGCUGUGUGGACAUUCUGCUGAUGGAAUCCUGCUUUUGGAUGUUAAAAUUGGACUGUGAAUUUUGAGUGAAUGGAUUGUGAUAGCAGAGGAGCAAUUGUUCAAUCAGUGCGAAACUAAAGUCUGAACAAAGUUCAUUUCAAACACUGUGCAUUUUUGUAAUUGUGUUUCAAUAUAAACUGUAUUUGUGGGUUUGUAAAUGCUAAGUGUGGACAGCCAAUGUGCUCCUUGUUGUUUUCUGUUCGCUUUCACACAUCUGAGUAGUAUUUAUACGCUGUCUGACUGUCUUAUCGGUAUGCUCCUGCAGUGAUCUGUAGAUUUCAAUCAUUGGAUCAAGAACAAAAACUUAAGUGAGAGCUUUUCAUGUAGAGCCAAACUCAUGUCUGUGAGUCAAUGUUAAACAUAAAUCAGCAGUUCUCACUCUUCCAGUAUCUUUAGCCAAUUUACAGAAUGCCAUGAUGUGAAGUUGCCUUCAGUGGUAAGAUUGAAAUUAAAUUAGGUUUGGAUAUAAAGCUCUGACCGGAUUUGCUUUUGAAUCCCACUUUAAACUGAGAAAAGCAUCCACCCACAGGACGUAUCUACAGCAAAUCUGAAGAGAAGAUACGCCUUUUAAAGCUAAACCAUGACCAAUACCUCAAUCUGGACUCCAUCUCAGGAGCACACCAUUAUAUUUAGUUUAAGGGUUUAACCCACAACAGGACCUCACAUACUCUUAAAGGGGUUGUUCCCUCGUGCUUUUGUUGGUGAGACAUGCAAUGAGAAUGUAAGCAGAAUGAUCACCAUUCACUUUAAAAGUAUGGAAAUGGUGCCUGGCUGCUUCUCUAAUAUUCUUACUUUCAUGUCUCUUGAAUAGCAUGAGGGACAGUGAAUGAUAGCAGAUGGGGGAUGCAUCUAGUGAUGCAAAAUUGCUGUUAAAUCAUUUCUGUAGCACUGUACCCUGCAAUAUUGUCAUUCCAACCUGUGAUAGGCCUUUGUUAGCUUGACUUUCCAUUUCCGCAAUGCCUCGGUUAUAUGAAUAAAAUGUUAUUUUCUUUUUUGAGGGGAUGACAAGAUCAGCACAUUUUAGAAUGGUCUCAUUUGUCGCUUGGUAAAAACAGAUAUUUGCUUUCAGCAGUUACGUUUGCAUGCGUCACCAAUUUGACUAUCAAGAUCCUUCUUUUCACAUGCAGGAAUGCUGUGAAGUUAAACGUUCUUCUUUUGCUGUACAAUCAAACUAUGUAUUUCCCAAGUCAGAGGAAGGCAGGAAAGCAUGUGGGAAUGGUUUCAGAGUAACUCAGGUAUGUGUGCUGCUUUUCACCACAGUAAAUGUUAAUAAAUGUCUGUUGUGAAGAC
Triplophysa dalaica is the source of this 6564-nucleotide messenger RNA. It is a transcript of the gene thraa, whose product is annotated as thyroid hormone receptor alpha a. Gene Ontology annotation, molecular function: RNA polymerase II cis-regulatory region sequence-specific DNA binding; nuclear receptor activity; zinc ion binding. Lineage: Eukaryota; Metazoa; Chordata; Actinopteri; Cypriniformes; Nemacheilidae. The transcript has 10 exons. Bases 932 to 2173 code for a protein of 413 amino acids. Gene Ontology annotation, biological process: positive regulation of transcription by RNA polymerase II; retinoic acid receptor signaling pathway; negative regulation of transcription by RNA polymerase II. The record is from RefSeq and is a predicted model, not a curated record.